Molecule: messenger RNA, 1229 nt
Organism: Vicia villosa (hairy vetch)
Lineage: Eukaryota; Viridiplantae; Streptophyta; Magnoliopsida; Fabales; Fabaceae
Product: mitochondrial outer membrane protein porin 2-like
Exons: 6
Coding region: 143-973 (276 amino acids)
Biological process (GO): monoatomic anion transmembrane transport
Cellular component (GO): mitochondrial outer membrane
Molecular function (GO): voltage-gated monoatomic anion channel activity
Source: RefSeq, a predicted model, not a curated record
UCUUUUUUUAACAUUUAAAAUAUAAAUUGUGAAAAAAAUAAAAUUCCCCAUUUCCUCGCCACACCCUCUUUCGUGAAGCACAGUUCAUCACGAUCUCUAUCUUUCUCUCUCUAACACAAAUUCUCUCUCUCUAGAAUCGACGAUGGGAAAGGGACCGGGUCUCUACUCCGAUAUCGGAAAGUUAGCCAAAGAUCUUUUGACAAAGGACUACAACUCCGAUCAGAAACUCACCGUUAAAUCUUACAGCACCACCGGAGUGGCCUUCACUUCAACUGCUCUGAAGAAAGGAGGACUCUCAACUGGAGAUGUGGCAGCACUGUACAAGUAUAAGAACACCCUUAUUGAUGUCAAACUGGACACAGCAUCAACUAUCAACACGACCCUCACAUUCACCGACCUUUUUCCAUCCACGAAGACUAAAGCUUCAUUUAAGUUUCCUGAUUACAAUUCUGGCAAGUUGGAGAUUCAAUACUUCCAUGACCAUGCUACCAUAACCUCAGUCGCUACACUCAAGCAAUCCCCUAUCUUUGAUGUUUCUGCCACUUUCGGUACCCCAACCGCCGCAUUUGGUGCUGAGGCAGGCUAUGAUACUAAAUCUGGUCAUUUUACUAAAUACAACACUGGGAUUAGUUUCACGAAAGCCGAUUCAUCUGCAGCAGUAAUCAUUGGCGACAAGGGUGACAGCAUUAAAGUAUCGUACGUCCACCAUUUAGACCAAUUCAAGAAGAGUGCAGCUGUUGUGGAUAUUACAAGAAAGUUCUCAGCAAAUCAGAAUACUAUUACGGUUGGCGGGUCUUUUGCUAUUGACCCUCUUACACAGGCCAAAGUAAGGUUCAACAAUUAUGGAAAACUUGGGGGCCUGCUACAGCACGAGAUUUUCCCCAAGUCAGUACUGACUAUUUCUGGUGAGGUUGAUACCAAGGCCCUGGAUAAAAAUCCCAAGUUUGGUUUGGCCAUUGAUCUCAAACCUUGAAGUUUUCCCUUAUUUUUGAAACGUGUGAUUGAAAUCAAAACUCUAUUCAAUAUUUUUUUGGUGGCUCUUGAAGGGAGGGCAGAAUAAUAAGUUCCACAGAUGAGCGUUUCUAGGUUCUUUCUAAACGGAUGAAUCAUCUCAAUAACUUGAAUCCACGUAUUGCUUCUGUUUCCCAUUUUUUCUUAAAUUUUCUACGUACACUGUAGUAGACAUUCUGAUAUAUGGAAGUCUUGUUCUCUUGGAGGAUUCUUAUCAA